AGCGAAAAUAAGGGCAAAAUCGAAAUACGCUUGGCAGUUAAGCUUCGCUAUCCUUAACCUCCUCCUUCUUCUUCCUCUCUUCAUAAUUUCCAUUUGUUUCUCGCUCUUCUUUUUGUUUUUAGAAAUUCUGACUCAAACGUCUGACAAAUAUAAUGUUCUCUUCUGCUUUCGUACAACCCCAAUCUUGAUUCUGAUUAGAUCUAUCUUGCUCUCAUAUUUUCAGAUCUGUAUCUCUUAACUCAAGAAAAAAACUUUUUUUGAUUUUUUUUUUUUGUUUUAGCCAUGGAAAUGGCUCCAAUUUCCUCGAGUCCUCGUACUGUAGAAGACAUUUUUAAAGAUUAUAGUGAUCGUAGAGCUGGUAUCGUCAGAGCUCUAACUUAUGAUGUUGAUGAGUUUUACGCCCUCUGUGAUCCAGAAAAGGAGAAUUUGUGUUUAUAUGGUCAUGCGAAUGAGAGUUGGGAAGUUACUCUACCAGCUGAAGAAGUACCACCGGAGCUACCUGAACCAGCUUUGGGGAUUAAUUUUGCUAGAGAUGGAAUGAACCGUAGGGAUUGGCUUUCCCUAGUUGCUGUUCACAGUGAUUCUUGGUUGCUUUCUGUUGCUUUCUAUCUUGGAGCUCGGUUUAACCGUAAUGAGAGGAAGCGUCUUUUCAGCUUAAUCAAUGAUAUGCCCACUGUCUACGAAGUUGUAGCAGAAAGGAAGCCUGCAAAGGAAAAGCCUAGUGUGGAUAGUGGAAGCAAAUCUCGACUCAGCACAAAGAGAUCUAAUGACGGACAGGUGGUAAAACACAAUUCCAAACAUGCUGACGAAGCUUAUGGAGAGGAUGAGGACGAACACAGUGAAACCCUUUGUGGAAGUUGUGGGGGUAAUUACAAUGCAGAUGAGUUUUGGAUUGGGUGCGAUAUUUGCGAGAAGUGGUUCCACGGAAAGUGUGUAAAGAUAACACCUGCUAAAGCUGAGACAAUAAAGCAGUACAAAUGUCCUUCCUGUAGCAGCAUGAAGAGAGGCAGGCAGUUGUAGAGUCACACACAGACGGUGACCCAGGGGUGGGAUAGUUACCACAAACAUAUGGUGGCUGACAUUGUAGUAGAUUAGCUGUAGUAGCAUCAUCUAAGUAAAGGACUGGGGGUCUUUUUUUUUUCUUUUUUGCCUCUCUUCUCUUCUUUAUUAGCUAAUUUCUGGUGUUGUGGUUUAUAUUAUAUAUGACCAAUGCUUUUAGGAGGGGGAUUACUUCCGAGAGAGUACUCUUUAUCUCUGCUUAUUUUCUUCAUUCUCUAUAUAUUGUUAGAUUGUUGUAUAACUUACUAUUUGCUUAUAUACUGGGGGUGAUGAAGAAAUUAACCUUGCUGCUAGGUUUGCUGA
Molecule: messenger RNA, 1362 nt
Organism: Papaver somniferum (opium poppy)
Lineage: Eukaryota; Viridiplantae; Streptophyta; Magnoliopsida; Ranunculales; Papaveraceae
Product: PHD finger protein ALFIN-LIKE 2-like
Exons: 5
Coding region: 283-1020 (245 amino acids)
Biological process (GO): regulation of DNA-templated transcription
Cellular component (GO): nucleus
Molecular function (GO): transcription coregulator activity; transcription cis-regulatory region binding; histone binding
Source: RefSeq, a predicted model, not a curated record